Molecule: messenger RNA, 2577 nt
Organism: Pleuronectes platessa (European plaice)
Lineage: Eukaryota; Metazoa; Chordata; Actinopteri; Pleuronectiformes; Pleuronectidae
Product: DNA ligase 1
Exons: 5
Coding region: 1-2577 (858 amino acids)
Source: RefSeq, a predicted model, not a curated record
AUGGGGUACGGGCUUCCCUUGGGGGUGGAUGCCAGGCAGGCUGGGAUUGGAGCUUUGGUAACGGUCGCCACUCUGAAGACCUCAGAGGGCAGCGGGAAGACGCAGACUCAGUGCCUCUUCCUGCGGACCGAGAAGGGGAGCUGUUUGUACUCGACCGCUAAACCCGGUCCUGGGAGGACAAGCGACGCAGCCUCCAGCGGGGUCGGAGGAUGGCUGAGAGGGAAGACAGGAGUCGGAGGCAGAGACGCUCCACCCGGGAGGAGGGACAACGGGUCAAAUCUGCCGGCACAGGCCGGAGCCAACCGGGUUCGAGUGCGAUCAGGCCGGAGAUGGAGGAAGUCCGGUAACGCAGCCGGACGUGAGAAAACAGGCGUGAGCAUAGAGAGGCAGCAGAGGAGCAGGGAGGGAGCUGCAGGAGAAAAACAGGAAGAGCGAGACAAAGGAGGCCUGCACAGUGAACAAUCUCCCAGCAUGCAGCAGGGUGGCCGGAGAGCCAGGCAGGAGAAAGAGAAAGAGGGAGUUUGCAGAAGUCCUAGAUGCUGCCACAAUGUUUCUGCUAAAAGUUGUUCUCAGUGUGGAAGGAGAGAGCAGAGAAGGGAGAGCCAGGAUGAAGGCGAGGGAGGUGAGGGUCCGAGGACAGAAGAUGGCAGAGGAAUGAGGAAGGAGAAGCAAGUGGAGUUACAGUCCUCUAAUUCUGUUUUGGCUUCUGCAAACCCUGACCUAGAAUCUAGCUGCCUUCAGCCCCAGUCCCUCAGGGGCUGUGAUGGUGGAGAGAUUAGAGAGGCCGCCAGCGAGGAGCCGAAGACGCAAACCGCUCCCAGGAGUCACGACUGUUCAGAGGAGGAGCAGGAUUCAAACUGUGAGAUUCUGAAAACACGUGACGGAAACAAUCACAUCCUUCACGUCCAGUCCGGACACUUGACCGACAAUUUCAAAUCGAGACACAGCGGAGGCUCUAACGACAGAGAAGCAACUGAAAAUCCAUGUGAAGACAAAGUGGAUAAUGUAAAUGGAUUUCCUGAUUGUGCAGAAGCAGAGAGGGAGAGCGCUGAAAGUGAAGAGGAGCAAAGGACCGUCUGUCUGACUCCUGCUGAAUUCUGUGUUGUCUCCGACUGCUACGAGGACGUCUCUGUCUCCACCCGUCCUGUCUCCCCUGAGUCCUCUACGCCUGCAGGGGGCAGCGUCUGCUCUGCUGACCACCAGGCUGGUUGGGUUGAGAAAGAACAAGAGAAGAGCCGAGCAGAGCUCCUAGAGAGGCAUCAUGAAGGGGAGCUGGAGGAUGAGCCUUAUGAGAAAACCAUGAAACCUCAGCUCUUCUGCAAACAUGAGGACAGAGAGGAGAGAGAAGAUUCAUCUUCACUUCUCCGUCUCAAAGAUCCUUCCAUCCUCGAGAGCGAAAUAGAAAACAGAUGCAACAGCAGGAGAAGAGAGUCUGAGCAGAGAGACGAGCUGGAGUCAGAGGAGAAAAGUGAGGAGGUCAGGGAGAGGGAGCUGGACGGACACACAAGGGAGGAGACAAACAUUAGUGACACGCUGAGGGACAGUUCUAAAGACGUGGAGAAGAACUGUCCAGCAGAAGAUGAGCGGAGGCGACAGGACUCAGGGGACGGAUCCAGGGGACGGAGGGAAAGCGAUGGAGACACCUGCAGCGUCAGACGUCCUGAGGAGAACAGAGGGAGCAGCUCUGACCUCCCUUAUGACGCCUGCUCUGAUCCCUCCACCUCUCCUGCACCGACCCCGGCUAAUCCUGACCCCUCUCCGCCCCCCCUGGGAUCCAUGGCAACCAGCCUGCCCUGUCUGGAGGAGGAGGAGGAGCAGGAGGAGGUGCUCAGAGCGCCGGUUGGAGACGGAGGUCAGGAAGGGAAGAGGAGUUGCGGGAGAGAGCAGGAGGAGGAGAGGGGUUCCACCGUGGCCGCUGCAGACAGGAGGAAGGAGGAGGAGGAAGAUGAGUUUGGAGUGUUCAUACAGGCGGAAGGAGAGCCGGCCUGCGGCGGGGGGGUCACCAUGUCUGCCCCAGUGCCUUGUGGGAGCAGAGCGAGUGUCGCCGGGGACUCGACCCAGUGGACGCAGGGCUGGACAGACAGCUCCUUCCACCAAACAGACGACGCCUGGACGGCCUUUCCCUCGGCAGAUGAAGGUCGAGACGCCGCGGGAACGUGGUGGCCGACCAGCGCUGUGGAGGCGAGGAGAGACAGGCUGUCGGCCAAUCAGAACCUGGCGUCUGUCUUCGCUGAGGCCUUCCCCUCGCCGCCUGGCUCCCCUCAGGGCGACCCCCACCCUGUUCCCACCCUGACGCAGCUCCUCCGGGGCGGAGCCAGCCAGGACCAGGGGCUGUUGGACGGUUUCCACGACUUGAACAAAAUGAUUGGUCAGAGAUACAAGAGAGCCAAUGGCGUGUCCCGUGACCUCCUGCUGACGACCCUCCACCUGGAGCCGCCUCCCAUCGACAGCCGACCUGCUCCCCGGCCAACCAACCGGCGUCUCUCCCCCGGCCUCCCCUCGGCCAAUCAGCACGCCCAGUACGCUGCUGCCAAGCGACGGCUGUCCUACGACUACAACAGAAACAUCACGGAGUAA